Kwoniella shivajii is the source of this 999-nucleotide messenger RNA. RefSeq lists its product as uncharacterized. Gene Ontology annotation, molecular function: aldose reductase (NADPH) activity. The coding region runs from base 1 to 999 and encodes 332 amino acids. NCBI's taxonomy places the organism in Eukaryota, Fungi, Basidiomycota, Tremellomycetes, Tremellales, Cryptococcaceae. Gene Ontology annotation, cellular component: cytosol. The transcript has 10 exons. The record is from RefSeq and is a predicted model, not a curated record.
AUGCCCGUACAAACUACAUACAAGCUAAACAAUGGACUAGAGCUCCCUUCUAUCGCUCUUGGUACUUGGAUGUCCGCUCCUGGAGAGGUCGAGCGAGCAGUCAAGCAUGCCAUUGAAAGCGGUUACAAACACAUCGAUUGCGCAUGGGGUUAUGGAAAUGAAGCCGAAGUCGGCGAAGGUAUCAAAGCUUCGGGCGUACCUAGGGAUCAAAUUUGGAUCACCUCCAAGUUGUUCGAACUUCAUCACAAGCCAGAGCACGUCGAGCUUGCGGUACGCGACAGUCUGAAGAAACUUGGUACCGAUUACCUUGAUAUGUACUUGCUCCACUACCCUGUCGCUUGGAAAACAGUUGCUCCUGAGGGAGUCUUACCCCAGAAAGAGCAUACCCCUAUGGUCGAUGGCAAACUAGUCAUUGAUAUCCCUCUCUCAGAGGACUUCCUCUCCACAUGGGCAGCAAUGGAAAAGCUGGUUGAGAAGGGUUUAGUACGAUCUAUUGGUGUUUCCAAUUUCAACAUCUACAAACUCAAGAAACUCAUAGCUGCUGCUAAGAUCAAGCCUGUUACCAAUCAAAUUGAACUUUCCAUCCAAAACCCUCAAUUCGAAUUUGUCGAAUGGCUUCAACGUAACGAAAUAGUGCCUCAAGCCUUUUCCCCCUUGGGUGGUUUGGCGGGUCAGCAUCUGCGACAACAUCCAGCGGUCCUUGAGAUCGGUAAAAAAUAUGGCGUUCACGGAGCUGUCGUUUUGAUCAGUUGGCUCCUCGCCAGAGGCAUUCAGCCUCUGCCUAAGAGUGUCUUUGAGAAUGAAAUUGAAGCCAACAUCAAACCUGUUGAUCUCACCAAGGAUGAAGUCGAGACGUUGUCUGCCUUGGCUAGAUCUUUCCCAGCCAAAAGAGUUGUAAACCCCUCUUCAGAGUACGAGCCAUUCUACGACGUCUACCAAGAGAACCACCCAGAGUUCAGCGACACAGCUCAACUCCUUUUAGAAAAGAAUGGCGCUUAG